This is a messenger RNA of Lutzomyia longipalpis, 7415 nucleotides long. Its product is annotated as sortilin-related receptor-like. NCBI's taxonomy places the organism in Eukaryota, Metazoa, Arthropoda, Insecta, Diptera, Psychodidae. Gene Ontology annotation, molecular function: protein binding. The transcript has 8 exons. The record is from RefSeq and is a predicted model, not a curated record. Gene Ontology annotation, cellular component: membrane; Golgi apparatus. The coding region runs from base 247 to 6810 and encodes 2187 amino acids. Gene Ontology annotation, biological process: post-Golgi vesicle-mediated transport.
AAAACUCUAUGAUUCUCUUCAGCUGUGGUUUUGUUUUUUUGGUCAGUUUAGUCAGUCAGUGUGAAUCUGAAUCUGCGUAUGCUAACGAAAUUUGAUAAGAAAUUGCAAGUUGGAUUGAAAAGUGCACGCAAUUAUUAUUUAUUGUUUCUCUUUGAUGGUGAUUCGCAACGCAUUUUGUGAGAAAACAAACGAAUUGAACAAGGAGGGAAAAAUCCCUCGAGUCAUUGUUUAGAGUGGCAUAGAAAUAUGGCGUCGUCAGUGAUUUGCUGCACAACAUUUCUGGCACUCAUCCUGGUCACGGGGGUGAAAAUGGAGCUGCGAUAUGGCUUCAAGCCAGAAAAUCUGCACGUGAACAUGGAUGAUGAGUCGUACGGUACCCCAAAGUGGAGUACUAUGAGUGUACAGCACGAGGAAAUCCGCCACCGCAGAAGUGUUCCUGCUGCGAUACCAAAUCUGGGGGAUGAUGUGCUGCGGGCCAACAUCACACGCAGGGUAAACGCUCUCAAUGACAGUCAUGCACAGCUAAUGGUCCAUUGGCUGGGCGAAGGAACCGACGUAAUGAUUUGUCUGGCACGUGAACCACCUUUGGGCCCAAUGGAGGAUGCAAAGGCCGCAGAAGCACCCUCACCGUCGGCAGUCUUUAUUUCCUACGACUACGGAGAUACGUUUGAGGAUAAAACCGAUAUGUUCAAAGUGGUUGUAAAUGGAACUGCUGAAAACUCAACUCUUGAUCAAUUUAUCACACAUCCCAAAUUUAAUACGAUCGUUUUCACUGAUCCUCGACACAAGACCAUCUUCACGAGUUUGGAUCAUGGAAAGACCGUACAGAGGAGUACACUAGAUUUUGCCCCAUCGGACAUUUCAUUCUAUGAGCUUGACAGAAAAACCUUUGUGACCUUGGAUAAGGAGGAUCCAGAGCGGAAGCUCUACUAUACAAAUGAUUUUGGACAGAGUUUCACACUUCUGCAGAGUUUUGUGAAGUCUUUUGUGUGGUCAUCAGGAGAAGGGGUACCGAUUCAUUUGUAUGUGGAACGGAAGGAGGCAAACAAUUCAUCAUCGGUGAUUUUCAUGAAUGCAUCAGACCUCCUGAAGGACCGAAGCAAGAUUGAAUUCAAUUUACUCAUUGAAAAUGUUCAGGAUUUCCAUGUGAAAAAGGACUUUAUGUUUGCCACACGAAAAGUCAUGAAUGAUACGCAGCUGUUGAUUUCCUACAAACGAGGACGUUUUGUACGAGCGGAAUUUCAAACAAAUCUCCCAGUUCGAGGUCUUCACAUUGCAGACGUCGAUGGGAAGAGAAUCUUUGUUUCGGUUGCACACAGUGAAAUUAUUUGUCAUCUCUACGUCUCGGAGGUUGAUGAUAAAGUGACGCAUGUCUUCUUUGUGCCGAGUUUAGAGAAUAUUUUUACAUUUAUCCCUGGGAUCACGUGGAAGUCGAGUUGGCUGAUGCAGACGUCCGAUGAGGCAUUUACGGAUUUGUACAAAGUUGAGGGUUUACGAGGAAUUUACAUUGCUAGUCGCGUAUCGCGUCAACCGUCGUGGGGAUUGAAGAUUGUUGGUAUUGUGGGACCAGAACAUCUUAUUUCUGUCAUCACAUUUGACCACGGUGCAUCAUGGCGACCAAUUACGGCACCCACAGUGGACGAUGAGGGGCAAUUUAUCAAUUGCACGAAAGAUUGCAGUCUGCAUUUGUCACAGAAAUUCAGUCAACUCUACCCAGUCACGAGAUCACCAACAAUAAUGAGUUCAAAAUCAGCACCAGGUGUCAUUAUGGCAUCGGGAACAAUUGGGAAGAGCCUCAAGGGGCAUCCGGGGGUGUUUAUUUCGCGUGAUGCCGGUGUUACAUGGAAGCAAAUCCUGAAGAAUUAUCACUUUUUCAAUUUUGGCGAUCAUGGUGGGAUUCUUGUUGCUGUGAAGUACUUCAAAUCAAAAGGGGAAACCUUGGAGAUUAUGUACUCAACGGAUGAGGGUGAAAAGUGGCUCUCAACACCCUUUCAUUCGACUGAGCUGAAAGUUUAUGGAUUAAUGACGGAACCAAAUACAAAUACAACUGUCUUUACACUCUUUGGCUCGGAACCCGAUGAGCAUCGAUGGUUAAUCAUUAAGGUGGACCUGAAGAAUGCUUUUAGCAGCAAUUGCACACAGGAUGAUUACAAAUUUUGGGCACCUGGUUCCCUUACUGGUGAUACCCUAAUGCCAUGCAUCCUUGGCCUUCAGGAGACAUAUCAGAGACGAAUUCCACAUGCAAAUUGCCACAAUGGCAUUGAAUACCAAAGACCAACGAAAACAAUAGUCUGUCCCUGCAAUAGGUGGGACUUUGAGUGUGAUUUUGGCUUUUCACGUGCAAACUACAAUUCCCCAUGUAUCCGGAAUAAAACUCUCACAACAUACGACCCAUACAAAAUCCCUGAAGAUUGUGAAGUUGGACAAUUUUACAAUCGUACAAAGGGUUACAGAAAAAUUGACGGAGACGUCUGUAUUGACGGUUAUGCAUCGCAAUAUUUGCCACAAAGUAUAGCUUGUCCCGUGUCAGAAGGAAGGAGUUUUCUCAUUGUGGCACAACGUGAUCAUAUUUCACGAAUUGAUUUGUCAACUGGUAAGAAAGAGCAACUCCCUGUGACUGAUUUGAGAAAUGUAAUUGCCAUUGAUUUUGACAUGAAGCACAAUUGUGUCUUCUGGGCGGAUAUUCUUACCGAUACCAUUGGGCGGCAAUGCCUCAAUGGGAAUCAACCAAGGGAGGUCCUUGUUGAAACAGAUUUGGCAUCUGUGGAGGGGAUGUCAUACGAUUGGGUAUCGCAACUACUCUUCUUCGUAGAUGGGACAAGGACAAAGAUUGAGGCUGUAAAGACAUCGCACGAUAAUUAUGCGAGAAUGCGCAAAACAAUAAUUGGAUCAGCUCACUUGUCCAAGCCACGUGGAAUUGUAGUUCAUCCCCUUGAAGGCUAUAUAUUUUGGACUGAUUGGAGUUCGGCAAAACCCUCACUCUCGCGUGCAAAUCUCGAUGGUACCGAUAUACGGGUACUCUUCACAAAACCCCAAGUUGUAUGGCCGAAUGGCGUGACAAUUGACUACAUUGCUGAGAGGGUGUACUGGGUUGAUGCCAGUAAGGACUACAUAGCCAGCUGUGAUCUUCAUGGUCGAGGCUUCCAGAAGAUUCUCGAACAAGAUCCACGUGUUGCACAUCCAUUCGCCGUUGCCGUUUACAAGGAUCUCAUGUAUUGGGAUGAUUGGAAGAUGGAUUCAGUCUUCUCAGCUGAUAAGGAUAAAGGAAUAAUCAUACACUCCAUUGCCGAAGAGAUGACAACGCUGAUGGAUCUCAAAGUGUAUGCGCACACCAUUCAAGAAGGAACAAAUGCAUGCAGUAAAAAUCACUGUAGCCACAUUUGUGUUGGUGCUCCCAAGAAUGGAUUCACCUGCCUCUGCCCGGAUGGAAUGGAAAAAUCCUCCACAGGGGAAUGCCUCUGUCCAGGAAGUCUCAAACCAUUUGCUAACAAAACUUGCCCUCAAUUGGCAAAUACAUGUGCUCCUGGGUACUUUACGUGCAACAAUCAUCUCUGUGUCCCAAUGCUCUAUCGGUGCGAUGAUGAGAAUGAUUGUGGUGACAAUUCCGAUGAAAUGGGUUGUCUACUCAAGACACUACCAUGUCCACCACACAUGUUCACGUGCAAAUCUGAUAAUGUGUGCAUUCCACAAUAUUUCGCGUGCGACCACGAGAAGGAUUGCAACGAUGGAAGCGACGAGCUCAACUGCAGCUUCCACGAAUGCGAUGCCAAAGAGUUCAGGUGCAGGAAUGGACGGUGUAUCAUUGAAAAAUGGGUAUGCGAUGGUGAGGAUGACUGCCGAGACAAGUCAGAUGAAGCUAAUUGUACAACUAAGAACAACACAAGCAAUAUUCAGUGCAAACCCGAUGAGUUUAGGUGCAAUUCAACGGGAACAUGCAUUCCAAUGCAAUGGAGAUGUGACAAUGAUCACGAUUGUCCGGAUUCUAGUGAUGAGAAUAAUUGCACGAACAAUUCUUGCGAUUCAUGGAUGUUCAACUGUGGCGAUGGGCACUGUAUUUACAAAACCUGGACAUGCGAUGGUGAUCAGGAUUGCACAAAUGGGGCUGAUGAACAAAAUUGUCCCAACAUUACGGCAAUAACGCCACGAAAACCGGGAAUUAAUGUUCUCCCAUCCGAUGUAUGCCACGACUGGAUGUUCAAGUGUCUCAAUGACAAAUGCAUCCCAUAUUGGUGGAAAUGUGACGGAGUGAAUGAUUGUGGGGAUUCAUCAGAUGAAUUAGGAUGUAGUCCGACGAAUAUCACAACAUCCACAUCGAAACCCGUUGCACCACCAAUGGUGGAGAAAUGUAAGCCAAAUCAAUUCCGUUGUGAUUCCGGAUUGUGUAUUCUCAAGCGGUACGUGUGCGAUGGGAUGUCCGACUGUGACAAGGGUGAAGAUGAGGAGCAUUGUUCGAGUAAUAAGAAGCCAUGUGGGGCAAAUUCAUUCCGUUGCUACAGUGACGGUCUGUGCUUACCGAUGGAGAAGAGAUGCGACAAAUUUGUCAACUGCAUCGAUGGGAGUGACGAGGAGGAUUGUGAGAAACAUCCCAAUCGUCCGGAUACUCCAGUCGUCUGCAAAGCUGGCUACUUUGUGUGUGACAAUCACUGUAUGCCCCUUGGGAAGGUUUGCGAUGGCAAGCAAGAUUGCUACGAUGGAUCGGAUGAGAAGAGUUGCAAUUCAUCCUCAAGGGUGUAUCAAGUAAUUCACAUUGGUGUGGAUGAGCGGACACUCAAUGCAACGAAUUUGCUCAUGUUUUGGUGGAUUCCUGUACCGCAAAAUAUUAUUUUUGAAUUCUUGCCGUCAAUUUCGCUUGUUGGUAGUGAUGUGUGGAGGAAUCACACAGAAUGGCUAUCAAAUACGGAACAUAGAAUGACCAAUUUGAAACCCUAUACAACGUACAAUCUAACAGUGUAUGUCCGUGUCAAGGGAACCCAUAAAGUCUCUCCGCCAUACCUUUAUAUCUCAACAACGACCGCUGAGGGUGUUCCCACUGAACCACUUAAUGUUACAGUAGAGCAAAUGAAUGGAUCCAGGGUGCAAGUUUCAUGGGUACCUCCAACGAUGAAAAGUGGAAUUCUGAUGGGCUACACGGUGUUCUACAGUGUUAUCAGUAGUAGCAACAACUACGCUCCACUGCAGCCGCAAUCUGUGUCUACGGGUGCAAAUGAGACAUCAAUAACAAUCGAAACAAACUUCUUCGGCAACACCACCUACGUGUUUUGGGUGAGAGCGAGAAAUUCAAAGUAUGAAAGUGCCAAUAGUCAAAUUGCUAGACUCACAUUUGAUGACACCAUAAAUAUUGAUGCACUGAAAAAUGUUGUUAUUGUUGAGACACACAAUACAUCGGUGCACAUUAAGUGGGAUCCAAUUGUUGGUGUAGAUGGGUACGUUGUUCAAAUGGUUCUACCUCAACCAUAUCCGCACAUUCAGCCCAUUACAACGAAGGAUACGAAGAUAACACUAACAAAUCUCAAUAGAGGCGUAAAGUACAUUGUUAAGGUGUCAGCAUUUGUGAAGCAAUUCUUUGGGAGACCACAAGUUGUUAACUUCCUAAUACCCGGAGAUGAAGUUCCAGUUGUACCAAAUUUCGAAAUUACGGGAAAUAAUUCUGAAUUUUCUGUUAUUCUAACGUGGAAAAAGCCCAAAUUGAACUUUAGUGGUGAUAUCACUUAUGGGGUAUACUAUGGGACCACUGCUUUGGAGCUUUUAGAGAAAGCGAGAAUUGUAACGACAAAUUUGACAGCAGAGGUGAAAAAUAUUUUUCCUUGUGAGUCAUAUGUAUUCAGCGUUGCAGUUUUAGCACCCAUUGGGCCUGGACCGUUGCACAGCAAUCCUCUGCGGUUUAAUUCUCCCUACAGCGAAACGUGGCCACCGAAAAAUCUCAACGUUAUUAUUGAUGAGAAUACACAUGAGAUGAUGAUUAGAUGGGAUCACAGUUGUCCUAUUAACGAUAUGCUUUACGGCUAUAUGAUCACUGUAAAGGAACUGACAUUGAAUAAGACAUCGGUGGUUGUACCAAAAUUAGCUCACAAUAAGACAAUGUGCCACAACUUUACGGGUAUUCCUGAUGGUGCAGUGUAUGAUGUGAGCGUUGCAACAAAUACCAAAGAUUCAAUUCCAGUAACGCAGAGAGUCUAUGCUCCACCAUUGCCGGUUCCGCGGCAAAUAAGAGUGUGGUAUGAAAAAAAUAAUACAGUUACGGUCUACUGGAAGGAAAUUAUGAACUACACACGAGAAAAGUUCCAAUAUCAAGUUGUUAUUGUUCUGGGUACGUGGGAUAAUAAUCCAAUUAAAGAUAAUAAAAUGGAAAAUGUUAAACCACUGCUGGUGGUUGAAGUGAAUCAUCCACCAGUAUCAGUGAGUCUAACGGCACUCAAUGAAAUCCAAACAAUUGAGGAGGAUUCACCCCCAAAACCAGAUAGAUCGUAUACAUUUGGUGUGAGGCUCAAAUCUGCAAGAGGUUUCUACUCUCAGUUUGCUGAAUCAGAGCAUAUUGAAUCGACAGUUUAUGUUAGCUUGGCUCGUGAUGAAUUGACAUCUUACACAGUUGUGUGGGUUGUUAUUGUGACAAUGCUGUUGAUCGUUAUUGUGGGUGUUGCGGUGUUCUUUGUACAAAAGCAAAGACGGCAGCAGAAUUCCUUUUCGCGUUUCGCCAAUUCGCAUUAUGACUCAAAGACUGGCGCAACGAGAAUUGGUGCUGAUGUGCUAGAAGAUGAGGAACAUCAUGAGACGCCACGAUUUGCCGACGAUGAACCGCUUGUUAUUGCAUAAUUUCAACCACCACGUACAUAUAGAAACAAAAAAGUCUUCAAAGAAAGUAUGAGUAUAUUAGAUUAAAAGAAAGAAACCAAGAUUUUCUAUGAAAUUUUUAAUCGAUAAGAUGAUUGCUUAUUUUUUUAGACAAUAGUAGCGAAUUAUAGUGAAAUCAGACUUCUUUUUUUGAAUAAUUUUUGUUGUCUAUUUUAUGUUUUUUUUUUAAUAUAUUUUUGUGUUAUUAUUUCUUUGAUAUUACACACAUAAUGAUUGAUGUUUGAGAGAGAAAUCAUACAAAGAAAUUUUAUGAGUUUUUAACGAUUACUUGUGAAUAAAUAUUAAAUAAAAUAUUUCUUAUUCUAAUAGAAGAAAAAAACAAAGACGAACCAGUAAUAAAAAAAUACAAAUAAAUCAUUAAUGUUAAUGAAACAUUGAUUUAUAUGCUGCAACUAAUAGAAUGAGUAAAAAAAAGAGAAAUUAAUCUAAAUCAGGGAAUUUUUUUUUGGGAAAAUUGGUUAACUUAAUGAAAUUUCCCAUUUAAGUGAAAAUGACGAAAUGUGGCAGCAUUUUUUCAAUACUGUGAUUUUUAAAAUAACAUUAUAAAAUAUAUUAUAAGUAAUCUA